Molecule: messenger RNA, 2729 nt
Organism: Leptinotarsa decemlineata (Colorado potato beetle)
Lineage: Eukaryota; Metazoa; Arthropoda; Insecta; Coleoptera; Chrysomelidae
Gene: Rnp4F
Product: RNA-binding protein 4F
Biological process (GO): RNA processing
Molecular function (GO): protein binding; RNA binding
Source: RefSeq, a predicted model, not a curated record
AAAGAAACGAAAUAAACAUAACCACAAAUUCACAAAAAAAAUCAAUCAUUAUAAAUAAAUAGUAGGUGAUUUAAUGAAAUGACGGAACCAAAUUUUGAAGACAAGAUGAGUGUAAACGAAGAAUCCAUGAACGUAGACGAAGAUGAAAACAGUGACUCUUCGAGCUCUAGUAGCGACAAUGAAGAAAGUCAGCUUCUUAUCAGAGCCGAAGACUUGGAAAAACAGAUCUCAGCCAAUGAAAACCUAUACGCUGUUCAUGAAGAAUUGGUAGACAUCUACCGGAAAACUGAAGAUCUCAAUUCCAUGAGAGAGGCCUAUGAGAGAUUUCGAAAAGUUUUUCCACUGACACCCAAAUUAUGGCUAGACUGGUUGAGAAUUGAAGUCAACCUUGCUAACACAUCUGGAGAGAAAGAUAAACUUUUUACACUCUUUGAACAAGCCGUAGAAGAUUAUCUUUCUGUUGAACUGUGGGUAGAAUUUGCCCAAUUCUCCAUUGGUGCCUGUGACGUGGCUAAAACCCGUUCCGUAUUGGAACAAGGACUCACCUCAGCAGGGCUCCAUGCAAGUGAAGGUUCUCUUCUCUGGGAUACCUUACGUGAGCUAGAAAAUGCUCGUGUUUCUCUUUUCCCGGAUAAUUCAGAAGAAUGGAAAAACCAGCUGUGCAAACUGGCCGACGUAUUCAAACGACAGCUCUCGGUUCCUCUUCUAAAUACAGAAAAUACUUACCAAGAGUGGCAGGAGUGGUCAAAAACCUUACCGGAAGGGCUCGUGGACCCGAAGCCUGUAGAAUGGGCCUACAAGAAAAGCAAGCAACUUUUAGAGAUCUACAAAGAAUUUGAAGAAAGGUUACUGACUGCUGAGAGUACAGAGCUUUUGAAUGUUUAUAAGGAGUAUAUAAAAGUUGUCAAAGAUCCGUCUACAGUGCUGUGUCUAUACGAAAGGGCAGUAGCUGCACUUUGUCUGACACCCCAGCUGUGGGAGGAAUACUGCAUGUAUGCUUUUAAAUUGGGCGAGGUAGCAGAUAAAGUAAGCAAAAGGGCCGUGAGAAAUUGUCCAUGGAGUGAAGAACUAUGGAUUUUGAGGUUGAGGAUAUUGGAGGCAUGUAAAAAAGACAAGAAAAUAGUUCUGAAAUGUUUUGAGGAAGGUUUAGCAAACGUAUCAACAAAUUUAGAUUUAUGGCUGACAUACAUCGAAUAUACUUACAGAAACGGGAACGAUAACUCUAAGUUAGACAGACUUUUUGCUCAAGCUCAAGAGCAAGUGCCUCUGGAAAUUGAUACAACUAACAAGCUGGGUAGGUUGCAUGCCAAGCUAGUGGCAAAAAGAGGUGACCUGUCAGCAGCCCGAAAAAAGUGGGGAGAGAUAAUGGGACAACAACAAAAUAAAGAUAAGGCAAGUGUUUGGUUGGAGUAUGCAAACUUCGAAAGACAGUAUGGGGAUGCUAGUCACUUGAGGACUCUCUUCAAAAAAGCACUGUUGGCUUGUAAAGAUUGGCCACAAUACAUCGCUGAAGAAUGGCUGAUGUUUGAAAGAGAAUCGGGAACUCUGGAAGAUGUCAUGAAUUGCUGGCAGAAAUGUCGAACUAUUCCAAAGGCAGUAGUACCUCUAGAACCUCAAGCUCUAGAACCUCAGGAAAUCGUGGAGCAGCCAGAGCAAAGACGAUACCAGCCAGACAAAAAUAAGAAACGUAAACAGUUCGGUCCUAGAAAUGAUGUAGAGAGUAAAAGGCCGAAAUUUGUUCAUAUACCAGAGGACAAGGUUGCCGCUCGUCCUUCAGCUACCAAUGCCGUAGAUAAGAAUCCCAAAACGACAGUCUUUGUCAGCAAUUUGCAUCCAGCUGUUGAUGAGAAUCGUCUGAGAGAACUUUUCCCAAAUGCCGUCCAAAUAGAGGUAGUACAGGACAAAAAAGGAAAAUCCCGCUGCUUCGGUUACGUACAGUUUUCGAAGGAGGAAGAGGUCAUGGUGGCCUUGGCCAGAGACAGGGUUCCUAUCGACGGUCGACCACUAUUCAUUUCCGAAAUAAACCCCGGCAAAGCAGAGAGAAAACCCGCAUUCAAGUACGCGAAUGCCCUAGAGGAACACAAACUUUUCGUCAAGGGACUGCCACUAGAUAAGACUAUUCAGGAUGUUAAGGAAAUCUUCAAACCCUACUCUCCUGUAGACGUCAGACUCGUCUCGAAGCGGAACGGUGUGUCAAAAGGCAUCGCUUUCGUAGAGUUCAAGACCUCGGACGAAGCGCAGACGGCUCUAAAAGCCUUGGACAAAUCUACGGUCGGCGAUAAUACCAUCGAAGUGGCAAUUAGCGCACCACCGCCAAAAGGUACCCCGCAACAAAAGCCAGUAGACGAACCUAUUCGGCAUUCGAGAAGCAGGCUACAGAUACCGAUGGUGCCCAGGUCUGUGCAAGUGAAGAAAGCUGAAGGCGGAGUUAACGGAAGCGGUUCGGAGGGCAAGAAGAGCAACGCAGAUUUCAGGAAUAUGUUGCUCAAGAAAUGACUUCUGUUAUUUUGUUAACUACUUUUAACAGUUUGGUGAUGUAUCAGUGGCGCUCCCUUGGCUUGGCCAGGAUUGUUUUAUCAUUUCAUGUAUUGGUUUCUUCAUUUCUCCAUGACCUUGGAAAAAGGGGGGUUUUUUGUUUUCAGGUGAGCCAAAAUAAAUACUCCUGAAGGAGAAAGAGAAGCACCAGGAAAGUUGAGAAUGUUUUAAUAAAUAUUACAGGGAAAGCUUUA